CACGGCCCGGCCCAGCCCAGCCCAGCCGCGGCUGACGGAGGCUGCAGAGGCGGCGGCUAACCUCACUGCUUCUCGGCCAGCCGUCGCUGCAGGCGCCUCUCUCUCCCCGUCUCCUUCCAGCCGCUCAGAUCCGCCUCGAUACCCAAGAUCAACGCCAAGAUGCCCUCUCAGCUAGAACACGCCAUGGAAACAGUCAUGUUUACGUUUCACAGAUUCGCCGGCGACAAGAACUAUCUAACGAAGGAAGACCUUCGGCAGCUGAUGGAGAAGGAAGUCCCGGGAUAUAUGGAAAACCAGAAAGACCCAAUGGCCAUUGAGAGGAUCAUGAAGAACAUCGAGGAGUGCCGGGACGGGAAGAUAACCUUCGAGGGGUACCUCUCUCUGUUUGCCGGCCUGACCAACGGCUGCAACGAAUAUUACGUAAAGAAAAUGAAGCCAGUGGGGAAGAAAUACUGAGAAGGUGGAACGCUGCUUUCCGUUUCCCUGGAGCACUGAUCCCACGCAGUAUGGCGCCAGCAGCCCCAUGAGGUUUGGCCCAAUAACCGCCAGAGAACAUACCUAUCCCUCCAGAGCUAACCCAAGUCUGCUUAAAUGUGCCCCCUUAUGCCUCAAAUGUAACCAGAGGUGGGCACAAGAGAAUCGCAAAUUUUCGUCCCUGCCGCCCCGGUCCUUACACCUUUUCCCUCCAAAAUGUUGGAACCACCAAAUCACCGUUCCUGUAACAGCCAGAAACCAAUGCGUUGGCUUGCCAUUACUGUAUACUGUAUUCUAUGCUUGGGCUAUGAAAUAAAGCAUUUUGGAAUGGAGGGCUUUUUAAAAAACAAACAAA
This is a messenger RNA of Heteronotia binoei (common prickly gecko), 829 nucleotides long. It is a transcript of the gene S100A10, whose product is annotated as S100 calcium binding protein A10. Gene Ontology annotation, cellular component: cytoplasm. NCBI's taxonomy places the organism in Eukaryota, Metazoa, Chordata, Lepidosauria, Squamata, Gekkonidae. The coding region runs from base 160 to 456 and encodes 98 amino acids. The transcript is spliced from 3 exons. The record is from RefSeq and is a predicted model, not a curated record.